AUCACUCAACAUUACCAGUUUCAACUUACUAUGCUCAAGUCCAGGCAACAUACAGGCAGGGGAAAUGUCUCUUCCAAGGCUAGAAGUAAACAUCAGAACAUAUGAUAAUUCCAUUCCAAUCAGUGAAUCAAGCAGAAAAUCAUGGAAUCAAAAACACUUUGCUUUGACAUUUCCCAAACCACUCCAGAGAGGUACAAAUGAUAAAUCAAGACCUUUGAAAUCACAAAUAACAGUUACUAGACAUGACAAAAGAAAACUAGAAGAAGGCCAGAAACCAGCUCAUAAAUGGAUAAGGCAUUCUUUAAGAAAAAUUUUGCAAUGGCCACCUAUUUACACAGCUGCCAGGGAACAGACUCCAUUCAGACAUCUUUAUACUUCCAAAACCCAUCUUAAAAAAGCAGAAUAUAAAAAGUCCAAAGAUGAAAAAGGAGGAACACCUUUGAAGAAAGAUUCCAAGAAAAAAGGAGGUUCAUAUGCAACAAAUCCAGAAUCCAAGCAAAUAGUAGAAGAGAAAACUAAAAGACAAAAUGAGGCAGAUAAAACUCCCUUAAAAUCAUCACAUGAAAAUGAACAAUCCAAGAAGUCAAAAUCCAGUUCAGAAACAAAUCCAGAAUCCCAAAAUUCUAAGACAGUCUCAAAAAAUUGUUCACAAAAAGAUAAGAAAGAUUCAAAGAAUUCCAAGAAGACAAACACUGAAUUCCUACAUACAAAGAACAAUCCAAAGAAAGAUUUGAAGAGGUCAAAGACUAGUAAUGAUCCCAUAUCAGAGAUUUGCUCAGAAAAUAGUUUAAAUGUUGAUUUCCUCAUGUUAGUGGGACAGUCUGAUGAUGAAUCCAUAAAUUUUGAUGCAUGGUUAAGGAAUUACUCACAGAAUAAUUCAAAGAAUUAUUCUUUGAAGUAUACAAAGAAGGACACAAAAAAGAAUGCAAAGAAAAGCUCUGAUGCUGAAUCUGAAGACUCAAAGGAUGCUAAGAAAGAUUCAAAGAAAGUUAAGAAAAAUGUCAAGAAAGAUGACAAGAAAAAGGAUGUAAAGAAGGACACAGAGUCUACUGAUGCUGAAUCUGGAGACUCAAAGGAUGAAAGGAAAGAUACAAAGAAGGAUAAGAAAAAAUUAAAGAAAGAUGACAAGAAAAAGGACACAAAGAAGUACCCAGAGUCUACUGAUACUGAAUCAGGAGAUGCAAAGGAUGCAAGAAAUGAUUCAAGAAAUUUGAAGAAAGCUUCAAAGAAUGAUGACAAGAAAAAGGAUGCAAAGAAAAUUACAUUCUCUACUGAUUCUGAAUCUGAACUGGAGUCAAAGGAGAGUCAGAAAGAUGAAAAAAAGGAUAAAAAAGAUUCAAAGACAGAUAAUAAAAAGUCUGUCAAGAAUGAUGAAGAGUCUACUGAUGCUGACUCUGAACCGAAGGGAGAUUCAAAAAAGGGUAAAAAGGAUGAAAAGAAGGGGAAGAAAGAUUCAAAGAAAGAUGACAAAAAGAAGGAUGCAAAGAAAAAUGCAGAAUCUACUGAAAUGGAAUCUGAUUUGGAGUUAAAGAAGGACAAGAAACACUCAAAGGAAAAGAAAGUUUCAAAGAAAGAUAUCAAGAAGGAUGCAAGAAAGGACACAGAGUCUACUGAUGCUGAAUUUGAUGAAUCUUCCAAGACAGGCUUUAAAACAUCUACAAAAAUCAAAGGUUCAGAUACUGAAUCUGAAGAGUCACUAUAUAAACCUGGGGCUAAGAAGAAAAUUGAUGAAUCAGAUGGCACAUCUGCAAAUUCAAAGAUGGAAGGACUGGAAACAAAGAGAGGAUUCAGAAUGUCAUCCAAAAAGACUACAUUCAAUGAAAAAGGGGAAAAAGCAAGUACAGGUAGAGUUCCUCCAUCAAGAGAAAAACCACCACUCCCUGCUUGUGAGCCUUCUCUACCAUCACCAAAGGUCAGACGUCUUUGUUGGUGCAAGAUGCCUCCUCCACCUCCAAAACCAAGAUAUGCUCCUUUGCCUGAAGCACCGUGGAUUCAUAAGCUGCUUUAAAGAACAACUGAGCACUUGGUUUCACAGAAUGGCCUUACCACAGUAAGCACCAGCUACUCUCAAAUGAGCAUUUCUACCUCUGUGGAACUGAAAUAAAAACAAGUCUUCCAUGAGUA
Molecule: messenger RNA, 2124 nt
Organism: Pan troglodytes (chimpanzee)
Lineage: Eukaryota; Metazoa; Chordata; Mammalia; Primates; Hominidae
Gene: CYLC1
Product: cylicin 1
Exons: 5
Coding region: 65-2008 (647 amino acids)
Cellular component (GO): acrosomal matrix; nucleus
Molecular function (GO): structural constituent of cytoskeleton
Source: RefSeq, a predicted model, not a curated record